Siniperca chuatsi (mandarin fish) is the source of this 4955-nucleotide messenger RNA. RefSeq names its product coiled-coil domain-containing protein 136-like. Gene Ontology annotation, biological process: acrosome assembly; single fertilization. Gene Ontology annotation, cellular component: acrosomal membrane. NCBI's taxonomy places the organism in Eukaryota, Metazoa, Chordata, Actinopteri, Centrarchiformes, Sinipercidae. The coding region runs from base 1148 to 2548 and encodes 466 amino acids. The record is from RefSeq and is a predicted model, not a curated record. The transcript has 10 exons.
AGAGAGAGUCACCAAGAGGAGGGGAGGAAAUGAACAAUGGAGGGGAAGUGAUCAGUAAUCUGCAACUGUAGCUGUCAGCCUCCACUGCAACAGCCUGUCUGGAUCUCAUUAUAGGUAAAUUAAUUUGGCUUAGGGGCCAAGGGCAAACAUACAUGAGGGUUUGAGGAAGCAUGUGUGUGUGUGUUUGUGUGUGCAGGAAAGUACAGAUAAAUGGCGAACGCUGUAAGAAGCAAAGACGUAGUUUGCAUAUGUUUUGGUCCUGUGAUCCUCUGCAUGAGCUCCUUUUGGAAAUCUGUUUGUUGUUUGUUGUCAUAUUUUAUCUCUUUGUCAUAUUUAAUCUCUGCACUCAUCUUAAUAUAUAUUCAAACCCUUGACUUUGUUUAUUAGGAACUAGACAAGCCAGUUGGAAUUUACAUGAUAAAAUAUAUAAAUAGAUUCAGCAUUUGGCAGCUAAAUGCAUUGCCAUUCACUGGAGAUCUACUAUUUUGCCACUCUUUCACACUGGUGGAUCUCAAAUUAUUUAACACUUGAUAAGGUCUACUGUAAUAUCAAGAUUUUUGGAAACAUUUCUGUAUCUUAAUAUAUAGACCUUAUUUUAAUCUUCAUUUUUGGUGUAUCUGUGUACAGUAUAUUGUUUUUGUGUGUACCCAUCUAUGGGUUCCCUUAGACAGAACAUGUGUAAUGAUGUUACAAUCAUAAGUUACAAGUGUAAUGAUGGUUAGGCAUUGAGUAUGGCAUUGAGUAUGUAUUAGUCUAUGGUAUAUAUCCAUAAUAAAGACAAAAGGUGGUGGUGGGGGGGGGAAAGCAAUAAGAGGCACCGAAAAGAGGGAAGAAGUUGAAGAAGAGAGCAGAAAUAGUUAAGAGUGUAAACCAGGCAGGGAGAGAGAGUGUGUGUUUGUGUGUGUGUGAGAGAGAGGGAGGUCUGUGCAGGGAGACGGAGCUUGCCGUCUAGAAAACAGCAUCUUUCCCUCCACUCUGCUCCUCCCCUCUUCCCUCUCGGCAUCUCUCCCACGCUCCAGAACUCAGCCUUCAGCUCCCUGGAUACUCCCAAAUUCUCCCGAGCUGAGGUGGGCGUGUGGAGCCUCUGACCCUCUCUCGCCCACUCUCUUUCUCUGUCUCUCCCUCUUUGCUGCAGCUACAGGGGGAUAUGGAUGGACUGCGUUUACCUCCACUCAUCGAGGAGGCUUUGGACUCUACAGAUGAUCUGUGCGAUCUAAAAGCAGAGUGCAGCCCCACCAUGGAUAACGAGAUAACAGCGAAGGAGAGAGGCGUCCUGGAGGAGAACAACGAGAAGGAGGAGAUGGACCAGGAGAGAGCUCAGGAGGAGGAGGGGGAAGAGAAGAAGCUGAAGGAGGAGGAAGGCGAAGGGGAGGAGAAGAGGAGGAAGGAGCAGGAGCCGCUGACAGAGGAGCAGGAGCUGGAGGAGCUGAGGGCCCAGGUGCUGCAGCUGCUGCUGGAGCUGGAAGAUGCCAGAGAGACCUCCAACAAACACCAGGAGAGCUUCCAUGAGCUUCAAGGUCUGUUGGAGGAUGAGCGUCUGGCCAGUGCCCAUCAGGCUGAAGCCUUCACACGCCAGAUUCAGAAUCUACAAGCCCAGCUGCGUUCUGUGCAGGAGGAGAUGGACAGCCUGGAGGAGGAGAAGGAGAGCGAGCUGAUCGAGGCCCAGGAGGAGCUGCGUGCGGCUCAGGAGGAGGUGCUCCUGCUCCAACAGACGGCAGAGGAGGCGGCGGCAGAGAGGGAGAACGACAUCGCCUCGCUGCAGGAGGAGUUGUGUCGCCGGAGGGCUGAGCUGCAGCGCCUCAGCGAGGAGACCCAGGAGUACGAACUGGAGAUCACCACGCUGAGAGCCGAGAUCAGCAUGAAAAGCCAGCGCAGGGAGGCAGAGAGGAGAGAGGGUGACGUGGACCUGCUGAAGGAGGAGUGCCGUAUGCUGAGGGAGGAGUGUCAGACCCUGAAGGAGGACAACAGACGUCUCUCUGAGAGGCUGCAGCUGCUGCAGAGACAGAGGACAUGCUCCAGUGUCUACCUGUCACUGAAGGAGGAAGACGCAGGGGAGGGCACAGAGGGGAAGGAGAUAGAGACUGGCCCAGAUGAGGUCAUGACAGAGAGCUACAUGACCAUGGCCCAGUCUGGGAACUGUCGCCUGGUGGACGCCUCCAUCCAGAAGAAUAUUUCAUUUGAUGGGAAGCCUGUGACACCAACCAGCUGGAACGGAGGCAUCGGGGAGAUCUUCUCCCUGAGAGACCAGCUCAAACAGGCAGAGGAGAAGGCCUUGCAGGUUCAGAGAGAGUGUGAUGGUCUGAAGAUGGAGCUGCAGGAGCUGCAGGUACUGUAUGACAGCAGUCAGAAGGAGAGAGAAGAGCUGGAGGAGGAGCUGCAGCGCUGCAAGGCUGAGCUGGAGAAGCUGUCAGGGGGGGCUCAGAGAUUCAUCCAUCCAUCUGAGCACCCUGUUCUCUCCAUCCCCUUCAUAGGAAUGAUUGUAAUAGUGGCUGUGGUCUGGUGCUGGUUGUCGGAGCUGGCGUCCCAGAGGGCAAGGGGAGUGAGGUAGGUUGGAACUCCAUUUUGACUAUCACUGCAGCCACAGCAGUGCUACUAAUGAUGACUAGCUUGUUGAGAGCUCUCGUCCGAUGUUGAUUGGAUGGGCAACAACUGCACAGGGACAGACGUCUGCUUCAGACCAGCCCUCGGUCUCUCCUGCCAUGUCUAUAGACUGAACUGGAAUUCUGUAAAUGUGAUAGAGCUGACAGCUGUGUAGUAGAAAAUGUAUGGAAAAUGUUGUCUCAAAUGAGAAGGUACUACAUGCACACAGAGAGUGAUGUGCUCAGUGUCAUUUGAGACUGCUGUGAUGAUGAAUUGACCUGCAGAGAGCCCACAUGAGGAAAUGAUCUCACUCCACUAAAUGUAUGCUAGUGCUGUGUCAUUCCUCCUCUGUGUCUGUGAAUAUUAUUAUUAUUUUCUCUCCUUUAGCUAACAAUGUGAUAAAAUGAAGGUUUUGAUUAUUAAUGUGCACCAAAUGGUUUUCAAUUUAUUUAACCAUUGUUUAUUUAUUUAUUUGUUUGCUUAAAUAUUGUUCAUGUCUCUGAGAAUAAUGACAAACAUGGAGUCUGGACAUUUAAUGCACUGAAAUCCCUGAAAUAUAUAUACACAUGCCCUUUAAAUAUUAACAGAAAGAGCAGUUUGCAUUUUUUGUUAAUGAGUUGACUAUGAAUUAUUAAUUAACUUAUUACAACAUACCAUUACCAACUAUCCUGCCACUGUAUUUCUCCCCCACACAACUUUGGAAUUUGAAAUUGAUUUCUUUACAUUGUAAACACAAAUGACAUGCUAUUAUAAGGAGAACAGGCUUGGCUACCUAAGCACCUGUCAUUGUAAGCUCAGUGUAUGUAUAAGGCUGAUGUUUAACCCGAUGUUACCCCUCAUGGGUGGAGCCAGCUCUUCUUCAGUGUUUUUCAGUUAUGUGCUUUGCUCCAGGCUCUGUCACGUCCACCUGCCUCACAAUUGUCUUGUGUUUGACUCUGAAAUUAGACAACUCCCACCUUCCCCUUUGAUUAUCAGUUAACCAAGAUACCAGAGAGUCAUUGCAGCAUUUCUGAUUCAUCUUACCCACUUUGAAAAUCUAAAAUCUCACACCCACAACUGCAUUAUUAGACUUACAAUAUGAUUUGUUGUAGUUUUGCUAUGUGCUAGUAAAUAUGUGCUAGUAAAUAUAUCUCAGCAAAUUCUAGGAUGAUUGAGCUGUAUUGAUUUGGAAGUGGAGAAAUCAACUUUUUUUCCUCCCAGCAGGAUUUAAAUGGCUUGAUUUUUCCAAGAGUACUGUUAUUUAGAUUAAUGGUGAUCACAGGUUGUGAAAAUGUUGCGCAUUCAUUCCCUUGUUUACUGACGACACGUAACAUGUAACGAACAGCAGAUGUGAUAAACACCGAUUGACAUCCGGUCACACCUAGAUUAAACCACUGAUGCGACUGAAGUGAAAGAUCAGGGUUAGUUAGCUGUGAGAGUAUUUUAGAAAUUGAUGUGGUUCCAAAACAUGUAAAUAGGAAGGUGUUAGCUUGUUUAAGCAUCAAUUACAAUAAAUAUAUUUAUAUGUGGAAGGAUUCCUAUUAUUGUUUACAUUUGUGAAAUGUUUUUGUGAAAAUAUUUUAGAACUGAAAAAAGCAUGUUAGAAAACAUAUAGAAGCACAAUAUAUAAUUUAUGCUGAUUCUGUCACUUUGUAUUUCAUGUAAAUAGAUGUGACAUAUAGUACUAUGGGAGAGAUAUUUCUUAAAUCCAUUUGUACUAGCUUUGUAGAAAGUUUAUUCUAUUUUGAAAGAGCAUCGUAUAUUUGAUAGCCAAAUUAUAUGCUGUGUAAAUGUUUAUUUAAUGUGACGUUAUUGACUGAUUAACUACUAGCAUUGCUAAUAAUUGUCAGUACCUCUUUGUUCAAAGGUGAUGUAGUCAUUGCAUACAUUUAUAUUGCAUUUGACCUCAGUUGCCAGAAAGAGCAAUAUGAUUUCUGUUUUUUCCAGUCCAGUUAAAAGUCCAGUUAAAUUUCAGAAAUGUAUUGAAGUCUUUUCUGAAACAUUUGUCUUUAAACAGAACCUUGAUAAGCAAUGCCUGGCCAAUGUUAUUUCUGCAUAUGAACAUACACUAAGGAAAUAAUGUGCCACUGGACUGCAAAUGUUGUCGCUGUCUAUUUAAAAAUGAUCAGUUUCAAAUUAAAUUCCCUUUGACUGCAGUGGUACAACAACUGAAUGUUGUCUGAGUCAGAACAUUAUAUUUCAUUAUUUCUGAGCUUAUAUUUCAUGGAUAUUAUCUUUAUCAUAGUUUCACAAGCUUCUAUAUUGCACAGUGUUUCUCAGCUUGUUGCUUUACAUAUUGAUAGCAUUGUUGUUUUCAAUAUAGUUGUGGCUAUUUUGUUACCUGGAGGUCUAUUUUGUACUGUAAAUGACUUGAGAAAAUAAAUAUACCCACCCCA